This is a messenger RNA of Punctularia strigosozonata HHB-11173 SS5, 867 nucleotides long. RefSeq lists its product as uncharacterized. The transcript is spliced from 3 exons. The coding region runs from base 1 to 867 and encodes 288 amino acids. Lineage: Eukaryota; Fungi; Basidiomycota; Agaricomycetes; Corticiales; Punctulariaceae. The record is from RefSeq and is a predicted model, not a curated record.
AUGCGAUAUAGCCUGAUCGUCCAACCUCGCCUCGGUGCAGGUUCUAAACAGUUUCCGGAACUGAACCUCGUUCUCGCCGACGAUCGGAAGGCUCUCAUUUUUGCGCCCAGUCCAGAGGACGUUCAUGGUAUCUGUCGACACCUGCGCACGCUGUCGCGGGCCAUCGCGCCCGACAAAGACCCGGAGAGACGCAUCCUGAUGUACCGCGACGGGUGCGGCAGGGAGUUUGAGCAGUUGCGAGCGAUGCACGAGGACCCUACUGCUCAGAUUGUGGUUGCUGUAGACCUGCUCGCCGCGGACCUCAGGAAAGAGACACUAAAGGAGCAUCCCGAACUACCUGAAGGCCUCUCCGGCUCGGAGGAACUGCCGACGCGAGGGCACUUCGUACUCUUCUACGACCGCCGAGACCUGGAUUGCAUGUUCGCGUUGCCGCUGCAGGAGACCAUGCGGAUCUUGAACUGGUACCCCGCCGAAGCCUUGCAAUUCCUGCGCAGACAUUGUCCAGACGACAUCAUGCCACUUGUCCGCAGCUACGGUGACAUCGCGACUGACGGAUCGCUGACUCGGCCCGAGAUGUACUCCCUCAUGAAUUGGUGGUUCCCGGCGUGGAAAUGUUACGCGAGGGAAUCCGGGCAGGUAGAAGAACUCUUAGGGGAUCGAACGAAGCUAUGCACGUGCGCGCGCUGUUCGACGGACGUUGCGAGUAUGGCUCCGCCUUGCUCGUGUUGGCGCUGCAAGCUAAUCACGACGCCCGCGGCUGGCGGCGAGCUGAGCCCCCUUCCGAUGAAUCCUAGCGCAAUCAAGCCUGCAAACGUGCGCAGGUCACGCAGCUCUGCCUGUACCCAACGCAGAGUACGCGCGCCGUAG